AUGACUUCCGAAGCCCCCCCUCAAGACGUCGCCGCCUCACAAGACGCUCCCAACGCCGCUCCCAACGCCGCUACAAACGGCACCGCAAAUGGAACCGCAACAGAGAAGAAAGAGAGGAAGCCAUUCUCAUGGACCCAACCGCAUCCCAUCUUUGUCAUCGUUUUAGUCGGGCCCGAUGAGGAGCCGUUUGGCCUGCAAAAAGACUUCCUCUGCGAUCGUUCCGAGUUCUACCGCAAGUAUUUUGAGGAGAAUGUCACAGAAAAGGCGCUGGAACAUAUUGUAAAACUCCCAGAUGCGACUGUGGAAGUGUUCGGUCUCGUACAAAGCUUCCUCUACACUGGCAAGAUCACAGGCGAAAAUUCCAGCGUCACUUCCUACGAAGCUCUGGUUGGCCUCUGGAACCUGGGCCACAAACUUGGCAUCAAGGGCCUAUGCGAGCAUACGCUCGAGGCCAUGGUGGAAUGCCGACGAACCACGGGUCGGAUCCCAGCGACGCCUCUUCUCAUCCAGGUCUGGCGAGAUACACCCGAGGGGUCGUCUAUCAGAGUCCUCUUGCUGUCUUGGGCCGCCGAGUACAUGAGGUCUUCAGACGCGCGGGCCGAGUUUGCCAAGUCUCUACCCCAGGAGGUGCUCAGCGAACUCGUGGUGACAAUGAGCUCGUUUGAGACCACUAUACUUCCAGCUCCUGCUCCUGCUGCCCCUGGAGCUGCGACCGGGACCUCUGGGCUCCCUCCGAGUGCUAUCAAGUCGCUUCCUGAGUCUCUAUCGACAGGGCCGAGAAAGAAUGUACACUACCUAGACGAACAGCUUGACGAAGAAACCCUCGCCGCGAAGAAGAACAGACGAUCGCUUGGCUUAGCAAGCGACCCAGGGUCGGCUCGCAAGUCGCAUCGCAAGUCUGGCUCUUCCCCACCAUUCAAAGCACAGAAGCGACGCUCGAGCGCAGCUAUGUUGGAGGGUAGGACGUUCUCAACUCAGCAGAAGCUCGACUUUUGUGCAGAUCUGCUGAAUAGGAUGCUCUCUGGGCCCGGCUUCUGGACGCGACUUGUUGGGCCCUUUCGAUCGCCAGUCGAUCCCGCGGAAGACGGCGUGCCGGACUAUUUUGACAAGGUCAAGAAGCCAAUGGACCUCAGCACAGUGAAGAUGAAGAUGGAUCAGAAGGAAUACACGACCGAAGAGGAGUUCCUCGGCGACGUGCGGCAGAUCUUUGAGAACUGCUUCACAUACUGGAAGAAGGGCGAUCCAAUGUUCGCAGCUGGCGAAAGGCUGCAGCGCACUUUUGAAGAGAAGUACUCGCACAUGAACAAAUGGAUCGCUAAGCUGGGAGGCGAAGAGGGCGAGUAG
Messenger RNA from Trichoderma citrinoviride, 1344 nucleotides. Its product is annotated as Bromodomain-containing protein. Lineage: Eukaryota; Fungi; Ascomycota; Sordariomycetes; Hypocreales; Hypocreaceae. Bases 1 to 1344 code for a protein of 447 amino acids. Gene Ontology annotation, biological process: regulation of DNA-templated transcription; chromatin remodeling. Gene Ontology annotation, cellular component: nucleus; chromatin. The transcript is spliced from 3 exons. The record is from RefSeq and is a predicted model, not a curated record.